Molecule: messenger RNA, 465 nt
Organism: Lasiodiplodia theobromae
Lineage: Eukaryota; Fungi; Ascomycota; Dothideomycetes; Botryosphaeriales; Botryosphaeriaceae
Product: Ran-binding protein 9
Exons: 3
Coding region: 1-465 (154 amino acids)
Molecular function (GO): protein binding
Source: RefSeq, a predicted model, not a curated record
AUGAGGUCGUACUACUACGAAGUAGAGGUUUUGGAGUGUGGUGAAGUAGAUACUCUAGAGAGCAUCGUUGGUGUCGGGUUCUGCUCGCAGUUCUUUGCUCUUGACAAGAUGCCUGGCUGGCCUGAGUCGUAUCCUUCAUGGGGCUAUCAUGGAGAUGAUGGUCAGAAGUUCAAGCGGGAGUACGAAGGACAGGGUCAUCACUACUCCGAAAGCUAUGGGAAAGGCGAUAUCAUCGGCGCAGGUGUGGAUUUCGACAAGCAGGAGCUGUUUUUCACGAAGAACGGAGAGCACUUGGUCGCAUUCUGCAAGGACAAUGGUGAUAAGGACAUUAGAGGCAAGUUGUUUCCAAUUGUGGGCAUGUGUCCAAAGGGGGUCAAGGUCAAAGCGAAUUUUGGCACAAAUCUAGAAGAAUUCCCCUUCAAAUAUGGGAUGGUGGCAGAAAGAAAAGAUGAAGAACACCAAUAG